CGCGCCGCAGCCUCGCGACCACACCGCCGGUGGCGGCGCGCCGAUGCGCCUGCCGUCCGGCCCGACGCCCGCGCCGCUACGCUUAACGAGCCCCUUCGAUACUCUUAACGCCCGAACCUCGCUGGUGCCGCUUUCACUGUUACACCUGAAGCGAGCCCUUCGACCCGUCUGUAUCGACGACCGUCGUCGGAUGGAACCCGGAGUGCGCCGAUUCGCAUCAAGCGGCGGGAGCUAGCUCAGACAUGGGAAGUGAGCACUAUUGCCUGAGGUGGAACAAUCAUCAGAGCAACUUGCUCGGCGUUUUCAGCCAACUGCUACACGACGAAAGCUUGGUGGACGUCACGCUCGCCUGUUCCGAAGGUGCCUCCAUCCGGGCUCAUAAGGUAGUACUAUCAGCGUGCUCAUCUUACUUCCGUUCGCUAUUUGUGGACCAUCCUUCACGUCAUCCAAUCGUGAUCCUCAAGGACGUGGGUUUGGAGGAGCUCCGAACGCUCGUAGACUUCAUGUACAAGGGCGAGGUUAACGUCCAAUAUUGCCAACUGCCUGCUCUCCUUAAAACUGCUGAGAGUCUACAGGUCAAAGGACUAGCUGAAAUGACUACGCUUAGCGCAGCCGGCAUUGACACGAGGAACGUUCCGGAACCGAUGGAGGAGUGCCAACAACAAGAUAUUAGGGAAUGUACAGAAUCGCAUGAAAGGUUAGACGAGCGAGACACACGCGACAAAGAAGAAAGGAGGGAAGCAAAAGAAAGUCGUGAAAUCCGUGAAAGGGAUUGUAAAGAUAUACGAGAAGGUCAUAGAGAAUCUCGAGAAACGAGAGAUUUGGGUGGGCACAGAGAAAGAGACAGAGAACGCGAAAGGGAACCACGAGACUUGAUACGAGAAACUCGAGAUUCACGAGACCUGCGGGAUCAUAGAGACUCUAGAGACCAUAGAGAAUUACGAGAUGUUAAAGAUAAUAGAGAGCCUAGAGACCUGCGUGAAAUAAGGGAUGCAAGAGAUCUUCGUGAUGCUCGCGAUCAACGGGAAGCCGUUGAAGCUUCUCCACCAAGAAUAUCACCCUUACUUUCUGUGAGACGGUUUAGGCCUGAAACGUCAAUUGAAACUCCAACAUUAACGCAUCCACCUAUACCAAAAGACGAGCCGCCCGACGAACCAAUGCGACCAUCAUCACCUGAAGACGACUCCGUUUCAAUUAGGUCCAAUGGUGCGAAUGAGAACAUGGGCAUAAAUAUGAUAAUAAACAGUCAUGGUGGUUUGGGACCGCGCUACUCUCCUGUAGAACAAAGGCUCAGUGUGCUGAACACAUUACCGCAUCCUGGAUUGCCUCAUCCCUCACACAGUUCAUUGUCGAGUCCAAGAAAUGAACCUAUAGCAGGCCCCUCCGGGUUGCCUCCUGUUCAACAAGUACCUUUGUCCUUGAAAAAAGAAGCAGAUUGGGAUAGGAGUAACGAGGAGAAGAGUGUGGAGUCAGCACCGGAGUACCGGAUGCAGCAUGAAUCUAUGUGCUUGGAUAUGACAUGUGGGUCUCCGAAUAUUGCAAGCCCCAUACCUCCCAGUAGUCCAACAGCACUGCCUCUGUGGUCGCCGCUUCUGGCCCUGCAAGCUUGCCGUCUCCGCAGGUAUCUUAGCGAUGAUUGUAUGGCAUACCAGAGCCGCCAUUUACUUCAUUCUGAAAGGCGCCGCUGUGGCGUCUGCCUUGCUUCCUUUCCCUCGACUUGGCUUUUAGAACGUCAUGCCGCUCUUCAACACGCGUCGCAGUCUUCUACCGAUGAUAAACCGUUCGUCUGCGAACAAUGCGGACAGAGCUACCGCUAUAGAUCCGCUUACGUAAAGCAUAGAGAACAAAACCACCGAGCAAGAUUACCAGCUGAUAAGUUAUUUACUUGUGACGUGUGCGGCAUGCAGUUUCGGUAUCUUAAAUCCUUUAAAAAACAUCGUCUCAAUCAUACUUUGGAAAGACUUCAUACUAAAAACACUGACCAACCGGAAGGUAUAGACCAAGUCACUAGUACUAAUGAAGUUUUAAUCGGUCAGUGUGGAGAAAUGGAUUUAUCCAUGAAGAAGAAAAAUAGAACUGACGUUGUCAGAACGCCACCUAUCGAUGUCAUUGUCGAUGGCGAACAAGAUAGUACCGUAGAUUCGAACGGACCCACUGAUUCUAUUGUGACCGUCGAUGAUUCCAACGACUGCAGGAACUCGAGCGCAGAUAGCGAAACAAAAAGGGAUGAGUCCGUCACAAAUGAAAGAAGACGCGUCCCCGUAUCCUUCGCAAGCGUCAGCUCCAUGGCAGACAGUUCCGAGAGCGAGUCACGUGGCGAUAGUAAACUCGAAAGUUCUAGUUCACAUUCCGGUAUUCUCGGAUUUCUGCAAAACGACGACAGACAGAGAGACAGAGAAAGAAGAUUCGCUUGUCCGUUCUGCGGUAAAUGUGUGAGAUCGAAGGAGAAUUUGAAGCUACACGUGAGGAAACACACCGGUGAACGGCCGUUCGUGUGUUUGUUUUGCGGCAGAGCAUUCGGCGGGAAGAGCGACCUGACGCGUCACCUGCGCAUCCACACGGGCGAGCGGCCCUACCACUGCGAGGCGUGCGGAAAGUGCUUCGCGCGGGCCGACUACCUCUCCAAGCACUUGACCACGCACGUUCACAACGCACGCUGAUCGACCGCGCCGUCCUGUUUUCGAUCUUCUCAUACCUCUGUAGUUAAUGACCGAGUCAUUUUAUAACAGCAAAUUGGAAUAUUUUUUAAAAUAUUUUGAAUCUUUACAACUUUAUCGUGGAUAUAUUUAAGCAGGUCUAAAUAGAAUUUUACCAUAUUGCUUUUUUUCGGAGUGGUGUCUAUAGUUUAAUAAAUAAUUUUCUAUAUUUAUUCUAUAACGUUUAAUAAAUGGAAAGAAAACUAAUGAUUGCCGCUAAGUAAUAAAGAGGAUAACUUUAUCAUACGUCACACUACAUUCUGCUUGCAAACUAAGGCUAAAUUAUUUAUAUUUAAAAAUUAUAUUAUUUUACCAAAUUUUCGAAGUAAGCGAGAGUCUGAAUAGAUAACGAUUUCGGUAUAAUUGAUUUUCGUUUUCAAAUGCGGGAAUAUUUUUUGACAACAAAAAAAAUCUUACGUAACAUAAAUUUAUUUAAGCUAAUUUUUUAUUUGUUGCCGAAAUAUAAAUAAAUAAAAUUUGAAAACUCUAAAUAAGAUUGAAAACUCAUUCCAUGGAACGGAAAUUAGAAAAUUGUAGUGUUGACGAUAGGUAGGUAAGAGAAUGCAAAAAAAGCUGUGAUUAAUAUGAUUAAGACCAGUCACCAAGUUUUAAAACAUCGAAAAUGUUUUAUGUAAUUUAAAGUAAUUUUAAAUGUCUAGAUUUAAAUUAAUAUUAGAUUUAAGUAAUCUCUCUGUGCCAAAAUAUGUACCUCAUAAAGUAAACAUUGAAGUAGAUAAACUAAUUGAGAACAUUGUUUACACAUUUUGACAUAUAAUGUUGUAUGCAGGUUCAUAUUAAUGGUAUGUCAUCGAGUUUCUGUUACGAUCAAAUAGAUCAACCGAACAGAAAAAAAUACUUGCCCGCACUCAGUCCGCUCGUCUGGAAUAUAAGUUCCGUUAUAGAUCGCUAAUUUCAUACUUCAAAACUAAAGUUAACUGCCGAUAUUGUGAUAAUUCUUUAUAGAUAUAAACCGUGCACGAUGUAGGGGUUCUAAGUGUUUAAUGGCAAUAAAACAACUCGUAUCAUUCAGGUGAAAUCAUCCUUUCUAUUUUAUAGCGUUUAAAUAAAUUCAUAAGCAAUACAGAUCAUAGAUUUUCGACACCAAUAUUCGUCUUUUAAAACUUGUAUUGAAAUGGUAAUAUUUAUAAUAAGACAGAGGCAUUAAUAUUAUAAUUAUUUUAUUUUAUUUACACGAUAUUUAUCUGACAUAAUUAUAUUUAUCUCUUACGUUACUUUUAAGAGAACGAUUUUAUUAAUACAAAAAGUUGCGUUCUUCAAUAAUAAUAGUCUUUAUUAAUGUGCCAAUCUAGUUUUCCAGUGUAUAACUAAAUGUAUUAAUUUACUUUAACAUCCAAAAUUCUGUGUUGAUUUUUGAUAGUUACUGGAUUUUUCCAUAGUCUUAUGUCAUUUACAUCUAAAGUUCGAUUAACAGUAAAACAGUUACCUCAACAACAUUAUAUUUUUAUACAACAAAUUAAAAUAUUUAUACACAGAUUAAAAAUAUAAAUUAUUUGAAGUCAUAUAUUAUUAUUAUAUUUAUUAUAAACGAUAAUUUUAUUACAGGUGAAUAUAAAUAAUAAAAAUAUUUAUUUGAAAUUAUUUUGAAUGUACACAACUGGCCAUUUUCAUAUAUAUUUUGAAUGCGUUCAAUUUUCAAUUAAAUAAUAGUUUAAGUAUUUUUUUUUCUAGGUGUCACGUCUGAGUGCAACUCAUUGUCAAUUAAAUUAUUAUAAUUAAGGGGAUAUAAUAUGUAUUGUGUAGCGAAUAAUAGUCAUUGUUCCAGUAAGCGGGCCAGUAUUUUUUAAACACGAAAAAUCCGUCGGGCAUUAGUUACGUAACGUAACGAUAAACUCAAAAAUAGAAUAAUAUAAAAAAAAAAUGUUCGUAUUUCUUGUAAGCUAAUAGUCAAUGCAACGAAAAAGCUGUUUGGUAACCGUUAUUAUUGAAGUUAGGGUUAUAUAAUAGUCUAAUUUAUUUAGUUAGUACUGUUGUCAUUAUUGAAGAGUUCUUAGACCGUCGCCGAUAAUCGAGUCUGCUAGACACGCGAGAGUGAGUGGGUGUAGUUCACUUUGUAACGUGAAUAAGGGAGAUACUCGAACUUCUGUCUACAAACUGCAUUAACAUUAGUAAAAGUGCGAACGACCAUCUGGUCGUCAGUCAAGAGAAUAAUUUCUCAGUAAAUAAACAGCGAACUUUCGGUGUCACCAUUAUGAUUUAUACAAUAAGGAUUUCAUCGUAUAUCUUUUUCUAACUGGACGAGGUUAGUAAGUAAACCUUGGUUAUGCUCAAUCCAAGUUAUUUUUUCAAUUAUAUACUUAAUUAUAAUGACAAUAGCUAUUUGACCAAUAACUGAAUACAUUUAUACCGUUUACAGAUAACAAAUAGUUAACAGAUAACGUACACGUUCGCCUUAAGCCCCUAGGGAAAAGGUUGUCUGAAAAGUUUCCUUUUGUUUUUUUUUGUUCUUUGUUAUACAUACAAAUAAAUAAAGCGUAUUUAUUAUGAUAUAUUUGAAUUUGCCAGAGGGAUAUUAUAAUAAGUAAUUUUUAGGUAGUAGAAAACUUCUAGUAUAAAACGAGAAGCAAUACUCUGAAUUUUUUAUUUUUUACUACCAAAAUACUCUAAUAACAAUAUAAUAUUGAUAAAUUUGGCAUUAGUAACAUGCUAAAUUAAAGUCUGAUGUAUUGUCGUUUUUUUCCAAUUCUACGUGUAAAAUUUAGGUAUGAUAAAUACCAUCGAAAUUAAUGUAAACGCAUUAAACUGUGUGUAAGUAGAUAUUUGCCAUUACGUCAAAUUUAUAAAAAAAAAAAAAAUAAUCAUUCGAAAUUGAUGUUGACUGUUUUUAUAAUUAUAUCAGCCGUAGUUACUUGAUGUUGUGGUGUAAAUUAGUGUCUUAUUAUAUAAGGUAAAAAUCACUCAAAGUAACCUUAACAAAUGUUAUGUUUCUUAAACAGAUGUACUCCGAUACUAUAGUUUUGGAAUAUAUAUUUUUUACACAUAGCAACUAUUGAAUUACAAAAAAUACAGUCAGGCAGAGAGGUACCUUUGAGUGAUUAUUUUGAAUUCUAGUAGUCUUUAAUAUUGGUGUGGUCUUCUUUAUAAUACAUGUUCACAUAACUUAUUACUGUAAUUUAUAAUGUAUAAUUUAAAAUCAGAUUCUAAAUAUAUAUCGAGCACAGCAAAUGUUUUGUAAAUAUGUGCUAUACCAGGACAAUUGUGAUAUAUUAGAUUAAGUGAAUAUUCUGUUCAAAAUGAUAAUGAUUACCACUAAAGACAUAUUGUCCUUUUCUUCGGAGCUAGAAUUUAUUUUAUCUGUGUUAUGGCCACAGAUUAUAAGCAAAUGUAAUAAUUUUACCGCGUACUGUGAGCCAAUGGGCAUUAUUUACUCUCAGUUUUUUUUUUUAUUUUAUUUAAUUGAACACACAAGGUGCGAGAGAGGUUUUUAAAGCAUCAGAUUUAUAUGGGAUCGGUGUAAGGACACUGUAUAUUAAUUUAGAUUUGCGCACAAUUUUAAAAGUGUUUAACAUUAUAUAAUUAUCUCCGUCCAAUUAUAAAAUCGCGUUUGGUUAUAAUUUAUAAAAGUUAUGUUUAAUGGAAUAAUUUUUAAUACAACGAAUAUUAAUUUUCUACGUCAUGUUAUGUUUUUUUUUUUUUUUUCGAUAACAUAAGAAUGUGUCUUCUCUAAUUCAAUUUACAUCGAAUAGCAACGAUAGACGAGACUUCUAACUUAAUUGACAUAAGUCUUUUAAAUGUUCUGUAAGGUUUUCAAAAAGCAAUCACCAGGGGACGAUGAGAGAACUAGGAUAUGUUGUACUAUUUAAAUGUAGUCGAUGUAUAAAACUAAUAUUUAAUCGGAAGAAAGACAACGAAUGCUUACUUGGUGGUUGCUAAUAUUGUGAUAUUACUAUUAGUUGUAACCGCGCUAUGUCUGACAGCUGAAGUCUCUCCACAGCCUAGCCAACGAUCGAACGUAGACUGAUUUUCGGGUAGACAUAAAGUAGGCCAGAAAUUUCGCAGUCAAUAAGUAAUAUAAUUAAUUAAUAGGUAUUGAUUUUAAACUUUUUAAAAGCCAAAACGCAGUCUCAAUAGUUUAUGAUAUAAAAACAAUAAGAGAGUUUAUUUAAUUUUAAACAUAACUUAUACAGAAUGUUUUAUAUACGGACCUUAAAUUAUUUUUCAGAUGUAUUGAUUUUUAUACAUGACCAUAUACAAACAAUGAAUAGAGGUAAGUGUAGAUAUCGUAGAUGGGUCUAUUAACUGCGUGGUGCUACAACGUGUAAUGAUAUGUGAUAGAAAUUGUUCUUCAGAGACAUUUUAUUUAUUGAUGCUUCCAUAGUUAUUAAAAUAUAAUCACAUUACAUUUUGAUAUACAAACAACAACAGCAAUAAUUUGUUUUAAGAACAUAAUUACAUAAGAUUAUUAUUUUCCAGUAUUUAUAGAUCGUUGAUUUCGUUGGACUUAAUGGGAGUCUCUAAAACCAAAGUGUUUUUUUUUUUUUUAUUAACAACCGUUCAAAGCUUUGGUUUAUGUAAUUGGUAGUAGAAAUAAUGGAUUACAAUAAGUACAUAAUUAUUUUAUAUUUUGCGGAAUCGUUUUUUUUUUUUUGUUAAAUAGCGUUUAGUAUUUUUAACGUUACUUAUUUUAAUUUAUUAUGUAUUUAAUAUAACGAAACAGGAACAGCUAGAUAGUUAAUAUUAAUUUGAUUUCGACUCGUUAAUGUUCGAUCAUGUGUGUUAACUUGUUUUAUGGCCUUUUUUUAUUGUAUGACGAAGUUAAAUAAAUAUCUUCGUAUGGUACAAGAUCAUUGCUUAAAGAUUCUACGGGAAGAUUCUUGUGGUAAAUUUUAAUAUUAGUCUCACUUCUGAUAGGUAGUUUAAAAAAAGGUUUUUGUUGUAAAAUGUUUUUAAUUCAAUAUGUCUAUGAAUGGGAAUUUAUUCUCCAAGCAUCAUCAUAUGUAUAUUUUUGUUUAUUCAAAAAUAAAACUUUAAAAUUUUGUUUAUUAAUUAUCUAAUAAUUAUAUAAUCUGUAAUACUAAACCUUGAAUUCGCAAGAUUUUCUUAUGUCAUAUUAUGUAAUUUUAACAUUAGAUAUGUAUAAUAUUACAAACAUAAAGACAAUAGAAAAUAUUGUUUGGAGGAUAAAUUCCUUAAUUUUAAGCCAACGCUAGUGUAAUACAUACUGUUAUAUGAUAUAAUAUAUUUUUUUUACUGGUAUAUUUCAGAUAAUUAUUACUGUUAAACAGAUAGUCCUGUUUUAUAGUUUUAACACGUCAAACUUUUUAAUAGGAAUUUUAAGAUUUUUUUAUUUGGCAAAUAUUAUGUCAAAUUUUUAUCUACGGAACAGUCCAUUGGUUUUAAAUCUCUUGUCCAUUUUCCAACUAACUUAGGAUAGUUCAAUAUUUUGGAUAUGUAUUAAGUCACUUAAAAUUGCUAUUGUGUAUAUUGUUUCAAUUAAUAUUGAUGUGCAAAAUUAUAGUAAAUGUCUUGGAUCUCUAAAAAUUAAGAAAAAAAAAGACAAAAACACUUCACGAAAUAUCUAAAUGUGCAAUAAAUGUGUGUGUUGUAGUGUUACCAUUAGGCGUAAAAAUUUUUACUAAAAAAUAUGGUUACUAGCACUGACGGACAGUAGAAUCAACUGUUCGUUUUUUUAAAUGUUUUUGGACAUAACGAUGAUCUCAAUAUAAGUAACCAUACUUUUUAGUGUGUUAAAUGAAAAUUUGGCACUUAAAGGCACAUUUUCCUAUUAUAAAAAAUGGUUUGAAAACGUGUUGAAAAUGGAUUUGUUGGGUAAUUAAUUUCGUAAUGAAAUAUAUUUGUUUCAUUAAAA
Molecule: messenger RNA, 8523 nt
Organism: Vanessa tameamea
Lineage: Eukaryota; Metazoa; Arthropoda; Insecta; Lepidoptera; Nymphalidae
Product: protein tramtrack, beta isoform-like
Exons: 7
Coding region: 243-2660 (805 amino acids)
Biological process (GO): regulation of transcription by RNA polymerase II
Cellular component (GO): nucleus
Molecular function (GO): protein binding
Source: RefSeq, a predicted model, not a curated record